GGAGCUGUAGAACUAAAAAAGGAGAAGGUCGUCGCAGGAGAGACAAGACUACUGGCCCCAGUAGAUGAAGCAGAGGGAGCACUGGAGCAGGAGUGCUUGAGGUCCCGGAAAUCCGUUGUAAACUGAACCUUCUCAACUUCAGUUACCAGUGUAACUAAUAAGGAAACCGUUGAGAGGAGUCCCGGGAAAAACAUGACCCUCUUCUGAUUUCUAAGUUCUUGGCCGCCACGUUCUCUCCAUGCUCCUAACUUCAAUUCCUAUUUAAACCCUCCCUAGCUCUUCAUUCCUUCACCUCUCUUCCCCAAUACCAUCUAUUGUUUUCUUCUUCGUUCCUUUGACGAUGCCUGGGUUAACGCUUGGUGAUACUAUUCCUAACCUGGAAGUGGAGACAACCCAUGGAAAAUUCAAGCUUCAUGACUUCAUUGGACAAGACUGGACCAUCAUUUUCUCGCAUCCUGGGGAUUUCACGCCCGUCUGCACAACCGAAUUGGGCAAGAUGGCAGCUUACACUAAUAAAUUUCAGGAGCGUGGAGUGAAGCUUCUGGGUCUCUCUUGCGACGAUGUCCAGACCCAUAAUGACUGGAUCAAGGACAUCGAAGCCUACUCUCGAGGGUCCAAGGUGGAAUUCCCGAUCAUUGCAGAUCCAGAUAUGGAGGUCAUAAAGGAACUCAAUAUGGUUGAUCCGGACGAGAAAGAUCUGAAUGGGAAUCAGCUUCCUUCUAGGGGUUUGCAUGUGGUGGGAGGAGACAAAAAGGUGAAGCUAAGCAUUCUGUACCCAGCAACCACCGGAAGGAACAUCGAUGAAGUACUGAGAGUUGUGGACUCUCUGCAGAAAACUGAGAAGCAUAAGGUGGCGACGCCUGAGAACUGGAAGCCAGGUGAACCAGUGAUGAUCGCUCCUACCGUCUCCAAUGAAGAGGCUAAGGAGUUGUUCCCUGGAGGAUUCGAGACUAAAGAGGUUCCCUCCAGCAAGGACUACCUCCGCUACACCGCCGUUUGAUCAUAUCAGUUCUCCAUCCAUUUCCCUCCUCUCGCAAGGGCUUAGCUUUUAGCUUUUUAUAGGAUAUGUUAUAGUAAUUUGGUAUAGAACCAUGCGGUAGCUCUCUCUUUCUGUGUCUUUGUCUCUGUCAUAAUCAAUCUUUGGCUUGUUAGUUGGAUUGUAAAUCCGUUUUGUGUUUGGGAUUAAUGAAAACAAAGAGGGAAAUGGUAUAUAUAGUGAGCCCUGAUAUUUUAA
Molecule: messenger RNA, 1234 nt
Organism: Macadamia integrifolia
Lineage: Eukaryota; Viridiplantae; Streptophyta; Magnoliopsida; Proteales; Proteaceae
Product: 1-Cys peroxiredoxin
Exons: 3
Coding region: 341-1000 (219 amino acids)
Biological process (GO): cell redox homeostasis; cellular oxidant detoxification
Cellular component (GO): mitochondrion; cytosol
Molecular function (GO): peroxiredoxin activity
Source: RefSeq, a predicted model, not a curated record